Malaya genurostris is the source of this 774-nucleotide messenger RNA. RefSeq lists its product as uncharacterized. NCBI's taxonomy places the organism in Eukaryota, Metazoa, Arthropoda, Insecta, Diptera, Culicidae. Gene Ontology annotation, molecular function: nucleic acid binding. Bases 1 to 774 code for a protein of 257 amino acids. The transcript has a single exon. The record is from RefSeq and is a predicted model, not a curated record.
AUGAGCGAAAUUCAUAGCGACAACGGAACCGCGUUCAAAGGAGCAUCCAACGAGCUCCACCGAAUCCAUCAGAUGCUGAAAACCGACCAGGGAGAACGUAAGCAGAUUCUCGAUUGGUGCACCGAGAAUGAAAUUGCGUGGCGAUUCAUUCCACCUCAUGCUCCGCAUUUUGGCGGCUUGUGGGAAGCAGCCGUUAAGUCAGCCAAACAUCAUCUGUUGCGUGAGAUAGGCAACGUGCAUGUCAGCUACGAGGACAUGACAACUCUACUCGUUCAAAUUGAGAUAUGUUGGAACUCCAGACCGCUCACUGCAAUACCAUCCGAUCCGUCAGAUUUGAAGGCUCUGACCCCAGGUUAUUUCCUUGUAGGAACCAACUUACAAUCCGUGCCAGAAACGUCAUUAAGCGAAGUGCCGGACAAUCGACUGUCGCAUUGGCAGCUCACCCAGAAGCGUGUCCAACGAAUUUGGGCAAGGUGGUAUCCGGAGUACCUUCAGCAGCUGCAGUCUCGUGCUUUGAAGCUGAUUCCAGCUGUCGCCAUUGAACCUGGAUGUGUUGUGGUGGUCAAGGACGAUUGUCUACCGCCAACCCAAUGGCCUCUCGGGAGAAUCACCAAGGUGCACCCGAGCAAGGACGGUGUAGUUCGCCUCGUCACCCUGAAGACAGCUUCUGCAGAUUCAGUUGUGCGUCCUGUAGUCAGGCUCGCCUUACUACCAGUUGCAGAAACGCAAUCCAGUCGGUCUGACCCGUGCUCAGACAAUAAAAACGCGAAAUAA